This is a messenger RNA of Cinara cedri, 4702 nucleotides long. Lineage: Eukaryota; Metazoa; Arthropoda; Insecta; Hemiptera; Aphididae. The record is from the annotation of a GenBank genome assembly.
UAUUGAAAUUAAAAAUGUAUUGAUUAAUUUGAUAACAACUAUUAAAAAAAAAAUAUAUACAAUUUCAAUAGCAUACAAAUUCACUCGAACUGAACAAGUUUAUGAAUGCAGUGCACAUUACAUCUAUAUCACGCGCUCAUUAAUAGUUAUAGGUAACACAAUAUACAAAUUCUGUUAAAGAUGUCGUAUUUGCGAAUUAUUAUUGGUAAUAUGUCGGUGGAACCGGUGAUGUUCUUAUACUUUUUCACGAUAACGUUCUCGAUGUGCCUGAACACCAACUUGCUGCUGUACAAGGCGUGCGAUCCCACGGGAGCUAUAGCUCAACGAGUGGGUUCAAAAUGCGACAACGAGACGGAAGCGCAGCACGUGGUGGCCCCGAUCAACGGAUGGAAAAUGCUGAGCCAGCAGUUGGUGCCCAUCGUGCUGGUCAUGAUGGCGGGCACUUGGAGUGACCGGCACGGCCGCUGCAGGAGGCCCAUCAUAAUCUUGCCCAUCGUUGGUCAGAUGAUAUCGGACGCGUUGUCUGUGUACUGUUCCGUUCAGUGGUCCGUGUCGCCGGCGGUAACGGGCGUCAUGCAAGCGAUUUCACUGUCUUGCUCGGGUGGCCCAUCGAUGCUGUUUAACGGGAUCAACUCCUAUAUAGCUGACACCACGUCUGAAGAAUCUAGGACCACUAAGUUCGGCGUGCUCGGUGGCGUGAUUACCGUAAGCGGCAUACUGGGCAUGCUAGUCUAUGGUUUUGUGAUCGUCAACGUGGGCUUCGUGUCUGCCUACAUAGUGUGCGUCUGCUUGAGUUUCGCUUCCUUGGUUUUGACUUUUAUAUUCAUUAAAGACGUCAACCCCGUGAUUUCAAACAACGACGAUGGCAAACAAAUAUCAAUAGACAAAGGACCGUUGUACCAAGAAUUCAUUCGCACCAUCAACCCGAUAGAAGUGCUUCGAAACUGCUACCACGUGCUGACUAGACGUCGUCAAGGCCAUGGCACCACGAUCCUCUUAUUAGUCGUAUUGGCGUGCGCACCACUCACUUGUGUACCGUUGGAGGGUGAGUGACGUUUGAUGUAUUUUUGUUUUUUAGGAUUUGACCUGUUCGACAAAGAUAAAUGAUUUAUCGCGAUUGUAUUUUUUCCUUACUCGUAUUAUAAGUUAACAAGUUAUUAAAAUAAAUUAUUUUAAUAAAUUUAGGGUAAAUAAACAAAAAAACUUUCGGUUAGUUUAGGCUAGGACGCUGUUUUAGGUAACUUUUAGUUAACAAAAAUUUUGAUUUUAUACCAUUAUGCACGUAUUAUAAUGCUAAAAACAAAAAUAUAACUCAGCAAAAAAAAAUUAAUUUUUUGUUCACUUACAAAUAUCAACGCUAAAUAUAUUCAGUAUUUAUUUAAAUUUUUGUGCUCAAAAAAUUAUUCUCUAUCUAUCAGUAAUUUGAAUAAUGCAAUUAUUUUAUUACAAUACUGACUUAAUUCGAACGCAUUUUUGAUUUUCGAAAAAAAAAAACCAGUCAAUUAUUCGUCUGCAGACGUUAAAUUUUGACUUAACUGAAUAAUAAAUUAAUUCUAAAACUUUGAGUUCAUACAUUUAAAAGCUAUCAGAGUAAAUCAGUCCAUAACAAAAAUAAUUUACUAUGUUGAGUUAAAAUUUAAAAAAAAAAUUGUUCACUAGUAACAUCGUAAUUUGGUAUCGUUCAGUUAAGUUUUUAUCUAUUAAAGUCUAUUAGUUAAUAAAUUGUAUACUCUUCCUAUUGUGAUUAAUAUUAGUUUACCGUAUGAGUGUAUUGAUUGAUUUUUUAAAUAAUUAUAAAUAACUUAUUUAUUAUUUCAAUAAAUGAUACUGUCGAUAACUGAUAAGUAGAAUAUUACGAAUACGUAGGUAAAAAUAUUGUCGUAUUCCUAUAUUAUUAUAUUUUUAUAUUGUAGGAGAAAUGUCGAUCAUGUAUCUAUUCGUCAGAUAUAAAUUUCAGUGGAAUGAAAUCAACUACAGUAUUUUUAAUGUUUAUGAGAUGUCUGUCAUAUCUUUAGGUAAGAGUCAAAUAACUAAUAACAUUUUGUUCACAAUAAAUGAUAAUAGAAGGUUAGAGACAGAAUAGUUACUUAACGUAUUAAAAAUAAACUUCUAAACAAUGAUUAUACUAUCCUAAUCAAAAUGUGUUGUGUUUAUCAAGGUACAAUAUUUGCUUUAGGCAUUUUAAGUCACAAAUUCAAAAUGAACGACGCAUUAAUUGGUAUGAUUGCAUCAAUAUGUGAUAUUUUAUCUGCGGUCGGUUUUCUUAUAGUUUCCCAAUCGUGGCAACUAUAUUUGGGUAAGAUAUCGCCUCAAUAAUAAAUUAACAAAAUAAGAAUUUAAGAAGUUAACAAAAAUAAAUAAAUACUACGAGGAACUUAUUUUGUUCAAUGUAGAUAUUUUGUUUAAUAUUUCUAUGCAUGUACUUUAUUUUAAAACUUAUCUUAAGUUCCUACUCGUCCUAGUUUAUUUAAAAAAUAAUCAUAAAUAUAAUUAUACAAAACUUACAGUGGCACCCCUAGAAAUAUUUCGUGGUGCUGCAUUAAUGUUAACAAAUUCCUUAGCUUCGAAAUGUGUUGAGCCCACCGAAUUAGGUAAUUAUUGAACACAAGUGUACCAAAUAAAUACCUAAUUAAUAAAAUUAAUUUGAUCUAUUUUAUGUAUUAUAUAAUACAGGUACCAUGAAUUCUAUAAAAAUGCUAACGGAAAAUAUAUUGAAAAGUGGAUUUUUACCUUUAUAUAAUUUUCUAUAUAAUCGUACGUUUGAAUCAAUUCCUGGGGCAUUUUUUUUCAUUAGCAUUAUCCUCACAGCUCCGCUGAUAUUUGUAUUUUGGUAAGUAUUUCCAGUUUUAUAUUUUAUGUAUCUUUAGGCUAAUUUGGUGAUAUACUGAAAUUAUUUUCAUACGUGACCUGCCUAUUUGAAUGUAGACAAUAUUGCGAGCGUUAUAAUAUUAUAUAGAAGAAGACCUACCUUUAUUUUGUUACAAUAACAUUAUAAUACGUGCCGACCUACACGAUUUAUUCGUGUUAAUUAUCAAUCAAAAAAAUAUACAAUAAUUUGUUUUAGUUUUUUAACUGAUUUCAGAUUUUAUUUAUUUAGGUAUAUUUAUUUUUGAAUUUUUAAUCAUUCAGUGCCUAAUUAAAAUAUCUAUUUAUCUAAUAUGUUAUUAUCUGUUAAAACUUACUGUAAGACGCUAUAUUUUUGGCACACUGAUAAAAAUUAUUAAAUCUAUAUCGUUUAUACAAAUUCCUAGUUCUUAUGAACCAUAAUAAAAUAUAGAGCGUUGUAUAAUGUUGUCUGAAUGCUAAUAACUCAGCCAAUGUUAAUUUGUUUUAAAACUUUGUUUUUUAUCAGGGGGGCACAAAUGUAGAAAUAAAUUAAAAUUUUAUUUUCAUCCCUUAGUACUAUUAAUAGAAAAAAAAUGUCAUUUUCACUUUUUACAAUUUUCAUAAUGGUAAUUUUAUAAAAUAUAUUAUAGGUAGAUAAGGAAUUACUAUGCUGAUUUUGAUUCUUUAUCACGUUAAGUGAUAUUCUAUUGAAAACUGAUUGUUUUUACACCAAUUCUCUAAAAAUCAAAAAGGGUAUUAUUAAGAAACUAUUCAAGUUUAGUGCAUACAAAUAUUUAAAAUUAUAUAGUUUACAAAUUGGCUAUUUUGAAAAUUUAAAUGAAAAAAUAAAGUUAUUUUUUUUUAGCAAUUGAGGAAUGAAAAUAAAAAUUUGAUUUUUCUCUAAAUUUGCAUCAUCUAAAACAAAACCCGAUUUAAAAAUAAAAUUAAUAAAAGAAUUAUUUAGUAAUUAGCACUCAGGUAACACUAUAUUAGGACACUCUAUAUAUCUUUUUUUUUAUCUACUUUAUAAUAGGUACCUACCUAAUUGAUAAAUAAUACGAAACAAGUACUCUGAGUGUUGUAAUUAUAUGAAAUAUAUAACAUGUUUAUUUUUUGUUAGAUUAAUAAAAUUAAUGUUUAUCAUAAAAUGUACUUACAUGCGGUGAAAACGUGAGUCGGUAUUAUCGGCCAUAGACCCAUAGAACUUCUACCAAUAGACAUAACUCGCUAUAACAACAGCAUUACGAGAUACGUGGAAAUAUAAAGGGACGGACAGAGUAGAAGUGCACUGUAUAAUGUAUACAAUAAUAAUACAUCAAUUUAGUCAAUGACUCAAUAACCUAAUAACCAAAAGCGCCCUCUAUUUUACACGCCCGGGGUUAGUUUAGUUCUUGUCUAUUAGCAUAAGGUCUAUGGUAUUGGACAACGGUAGGUCCUAUUUAUUAGGUAUGUUGGUGAUAUGUCAGUGAACCCAAUUAUUUGGUAUGUGAAAACGAUAAAAGUAUCAAAUAUAGAAGAAACCAAUAUUGGGUACACAUACGAUACGAAUAACAGAGAUACUAUCAUGAUAAAUUUCUCCAAAAAAUAUUUAGAUUAAAGAUAUUAUUAACAAUUUUUGUCUUAUCAGGUUGAUAUACUUCUUAAAUCAAAAACUAAAUUCAAAUUCUAUUGAUGCCGGUGAAAAUAGGAAACCUACUGAUGACAUUUUCUCAAUCAAAAACAGUAAUGAAACAAAUUGUCAUAUUUAGUUUAAUACAGAUAUUUACAUAUUGUACAAUGCUAAUCAUAUUCUAAAAGUAAUGUUAUAAUUUUUAUACGUUUUGUCAAAUAUUAUAUUAUAAUAUUAAACACCAAGGAUUAUAUUUGGUUUUACUUA